AUGCUCUUGUUUCUUAAAUACCUCAAUGUAUCUCACAAUAAAUUAAGAGGAGAAAUUCCAAAUGGUGGACCUUUUGCAAACUUCACUUAUCAGUCUUUUUUGUCAAAUGAAGAUUUGUGUGGUGCACCUAGGUUCCUAGUGCCUCUCUGCAAGAGUAGUUCUCUUGAAAGAUCAAAGAAGAAAAUAAUGCUUCUAGUUGCAUAUAUCUCACUAGCAGUUGCAUCUAUGGUUUUGGCAUUGGCCUUGAUAUUCUUUUUGAUCAAACGACAUAGGAGAAGUAAUGUUCCCCAUGAAAAUGAUUUGUUACCUCCAAUAACCCAUGGAAGAAUUUCCUACUACGAACUUCGACAUGCAACUCACGAGUUCAGUGAAAUCAACUUGCUUGGCAUGGGUGGUUUUGGUUCAGUUUACAAAGGAAUUCUUGCGGAUGGGACGCAUUUGGCUGUAAAAGUUUUCAAUUUGCAACUAGAAGGUGCAUUGAAUUGUUUUGAUACAGAAUGUGAAGUAUUAUGCAACCUUCGCCACCGCAAUCUCACCAAAGUUAUCAGCAGUUGCCCUAAUCUUUAUUUCAAAGCAAUAGUACUCGAGUAUAUGCCCAAUGGAAGCCUUGAGAAAUGGUUGUAUUCCCAUAACUAUUUCUUGGACAUCUUGCAAAGAUUAGAUAUAAUGAUAGAUGUCGUAAGUGCAUUGGAUUAUCUGCACCAUGGCUACCCGAGUCCUGUGAUCCACUGUGACUUAAAGCCUAGCAAUGUCUUGCUAGAUGAACAUAUGGUUGCACAUGUCAGUGAUUUCGGCAUUGCAAAAUUAUUGGGUGAGGAGAGUAUUGCAAUAAACAAGACUCUGGCAACAUUGGGCUACAUUGCACCAGGACAAAUCCCUGUGAUGAAAAGUUCGCUGGAGAUGAGCCUCAAGCAUUGGGUGAAUGAUUGCCUACCAAAUGAGAUAAUCCAAGUUAUAGAUGCCAACUUAGUAACACCAGAAGAUGAAUACUUGACUGUGAAUGUGCAAUGUGUAUCAUCCGUAUUGGAAUUGGCUCUAAAGUGCUCCAUAGAAUCACCUGAAGAGAGGAUUAGCGUGAGGGAGGUUGUUGCAGCUCUCCAGAAGAUUAGACUUCAAUUUCUUGCAAAGUGUGAAAGGCCUUGA
This is a messenger RNA of Ilex paraguariensis (yerba mate), 1143 nucleotides long. The record is from the annotation of a GenBank genome assembly. Lineage: Eukaryota; Viridiplantae; Streptophyta; Magnoliopsida; Aquifoliales; Aquifoliaceae.